AUGGCUUCUGUGCGGUGUCGGCAGCUCGUGUCAAGGAGCUCAGAGAUCGGACCGGGGCAUCGAUGGGAAAGCCUUCAUCUCAGACAUGACCGUGUUUGGAGCUCGUGUGCUGAGUACAUCUUGUCGAAAGUCUGCUGCUUCAGGUGUCGGGAAGCGCUGAAAGAGAGCGGUGAUUUGGAAGAGGCGGUGGAAUGGUUGAAGAAGCGUGGCGUGCGAUCCAUGGAAAAGCGUGCUGCAGAAUCGAUGGAAGCACUUCUCUCCCUGGGCCUUGACAAAAACGGGGUUAUCGUGGAGCUAAGGGCUGAGACGGAUUUCGUGACCCGGAACGAGCUCUUUCAGCAGACGCUGAGGCACCUAGCGAAGAUGCUUGCAGCAGAGCCUGAGACAGCCGACGCUGGUAUUGAGGCUGCACUGGCAAUGAGAGUGGCAGAUGGUCCGGAGAGACCUCCGCAACUUCGAGAGGGAGCACCUCUUUCUGAAGCCCUGCUGGAGCUCGGAAGUGUACUGGGCGAAAAACUCGUCCUCGCUAAUGUGCACUUCUUGAAGGCCCCUGCGGAAGGAGUCGUGGCAGGAUACGUGCACCCAAAAUUUGCAGACAGCCUUUCGGGCACUGGUCGGAUGGCUGGUUUGGUGUCAGUGAGCGGUGGCAGGUGCGAUUCUGGUGCCUUGCACCGAAUAGCUUCGCGAUUGGCGCGCCAUGUCGUGGCUGCGCAGCCACGAUUCCUGCACGUCGGCAGUGUGCCGGCCGAGACUUUGCGGAAAGAGCGCGAGGUUUUCAAAGCAGCUUACUUGGAACAGCUGGGACCGAGGAAAGCGGGUCUUGCUAACGACCAGGUGAUACAAAAGGUUCUCGAUGGUAAAACUUCCAAGUUCUAUCAAGAGUCUGUGUUGGCAUGUCAAGAACUCGUAGCACCGCAGACCGGCGAGAAGGAGAAAGCACUGCCAGUGUCCGAAUGGCUCGAGGCAGAGGCCCGAUCUCUGUCGCUGGGAGCUGGUGACCUCCAAGUCGAGGACUUCAAGCUAGCGGUACUGUGA
Messenger RNA from Symbiodinium necroappetens, 1035 nucleotides. The record is from the annotation of a GenBank genome assembly. Lineage: Eukaryota; Dinophyceae; Suessiales; Symbiodiniaceae.